AUGAUUCUCGGCGUGCAAAUGAUGGAGAUGGACGUUUCGGCUCCGCGGACUACCGUCACCGCUUCCCACCAAAGCCUCGGUGCCCCUCGAAUGGCUUCGACCGGCAACGACGACAAAUGGGGCGACGACGACGACAACGACGGUUUCGAGGAGGUCGACAUGACGCCAGCGCCGGCGUAUCGUGCGCUGAAUGCGCACGGCUCUCCCUGGGGCACCGUCAGUGUCGGUGGCCAUGGCAUCAACAGUGCCGUCGGUGCGUCCUCCGUUGCUGGUGCCACGCACACACCCGUGUCGGUGUCGCGUGACCCGCGCAGCGCAGCGAAGAAGAAGACGCCACCCAACACCCCUCUGGCGCAUCGAGGAAGCGGUGGUGGCCCUGCGGUGUCCGUUGUUGCGACGACCCCGACGCCAGUGCGGCGUCCUGGUGGGAUGAGUCUGCGGAAGAAGUCGCCGCCCGUGCGCUCGACCCCAGCGGGCGAGGGAGGGAGCGGCGGCGGGGUGACCCCAUCCAUGCUCGGCGUCCGCCCCGGCGCGGCGUCUGGUAUGAAGCCGCUCCACCUGAGCACCGUUUCUUCAUCCCCGUCGAGCAUCGCGAAGCCUCCUGGUCAUCAAGUGAAAAUGGACGACGAUGAUAAGUGGGAUGAUGACUGGUAA
Molecule: messenger RNA, 654 nt
Organism: Leptomonas pyrrhocoris
Lineage: Eukaryota; Euglenozoa; Kinetoplastea; Trypanosomatida; Trypanosomatidae
Exons: 1
Coding region: 1-654 (217 amino acids)
Source: RefSeq, a predicted model, not a curated record